UUAGUCCGUGUGUCCCCCAAUUCACUGUCCAGUAGCUCAUGCCAUUACAGUUCUUCUCUUUAGCUCAGAGCUCAAGCUCCGGGUCAUCUUACAAAGUAUACUGAGAGAAGAAAGGUGUUGGAAAGUCAGGAGCAUCACAUGCUUACUUCUUCCUUUGCUUGUGAGGCAUCUAUGUCGCACUGAUUUCGCCUCAAGAGUGCUUAUGAUCUCCAUCAAGCAGAAUCCAGAGCAGAUUGAGCAGUACUUAUGUUCCUAAAAACAAACUGAUUGAGCAACAUUCUGGAAGCAUGAAGUUCCUAGCUUUUGGGUUAGUUGUACUGGCGUACCUGCAAUCUUUUGCAGCUACUGACCUCCAACUCCAAGUCACAGCGCUACAUGAAAUCAGAAUGAUGCUCAUUGACAAUCGCGGUGCCCUGGGAGAUUGGAACGAGAAUCAACUCGAUCCGUGCGUUUAUAGUCAUAUUAUGUGCGAUCAAGACAACAACGUUUAUGCAAUAACUUUGAGCAAAGCAGGGUUAAGUGGAGUAAUGUCGCCCAGCAUUGGAAAGUUAACAAGUUUACGUCAACUGGCUUUUGAUGGUAACCUUAUACAUGGUGAAAUCCCGCAGGAGAUAGGCAACCUACCAAAGUUAAUGAUUCUGCAACUUGGAAAUAAUAUCUUAAAUGGUUCGAUACCUGAAUCAUUUGGAAAUCUUUCAGAACUUCAAAUUAUGGAUCUAAGCCAAAAUCGCUUAAGUGGCAACAUACCAAUCUCUUUGUUAAAGCUUCCAUCAUUGAAUGAUAUUAAUUUAGGAGGAAAUAGGUUAACUGGAAAAAUUCCUAACGUUUUUGGCCGUCUUCAAGGACUCCAAAAUUUGGAUCUAGACCGGAACGGAUUAAGCGGGGAAAUUCCGAAGUCUUUGUCAAGUCUUACAUUCUUAAAAGAUAUUGAUCUUUCAUACAAUAGUCUUAGUGGUGGAAUACCACUUCAGCUGUUUCAAGUGGCCAAAUACAACUUCGUUGGCAACCAUCUGAAUUGUAGCCAAAACUCAACUCCAUGCGAAGGAAGCAAUGGGAAGUCAGGGCAUAAGACCAAGCGAUGGAUAAUUUUCAUUGCCACAGCUGUUCCUCUAGUGGUAGCAUUUCUCUCCUUCAUGUUUUGCUUCAGGUGGAUCAGAAGGCACAGAACAGCUUUAAAUGCAGUUCAACUGAGUUUAUGGGAUAUAUCAAAGGUGAAUGAGCGCCAGGAUGAAGAGCUGGUUUGGGGAAUAGAAGGGAAAAAAUCAGGGUUCACUCUUUUCAGCUUAUCACAAUUAUUGGAGGCUACGAGUAACUUCUCAGACGAAAACAAACUUGGACAAGGUGGAUUUGGUCCUGUAUACAAGGGACAGUUUCCUGAUGGGUUGGAGGUAGCAGUUAAGCGACUUGCUUCCCAUUCUGGGCAAGGUUUCACAGAGUUCAAAAAUGAAAUCCAACUCAUAGCCAACCUGCAGCACAGAAAUCUGGUUAGGCUGUUGGGGUGUUGCUCUCAGGGAGAGGACAAAAUGCUAGUCUAUGAAUAUUUGCCAAAUAAAAGCUUGGAUUUCUUCAUCUUCGAUGAAGCAAGAAAAGCUUUACUAAACUGGAAUAAACGCCUGACAAUAAUCGAAGGAAUAGCACAAGGACUGCUGUAUUUGCAUAAACACUCUCGUUUACGUGUUAUACAUAGAGAUGUUAAAGCCAGCAACAUUCUCUUGGACUCUGGAAUGAAUCCUAAAAUUUCAGAUUUUGGGCUUGCAAAAUUGUCUAGCUCUGACGAUACUGAAGGGAACACAAAAAGGGUGGUUGGGACAUAUGGUUAUAUGGCCCCAGAGUAUGCUUCUGAAGGCCUCUUUUCAAUAAAAUCUGACGUGUUCAGCUUUGGCGUCCUAGUUCUCGAGAUCAUCGCUGGAAAAAAAAAUUCUGGUUUCCAUCUGCAUGGAGACUUUUUUAACCUUCUUGGAUAUGCAUGGCAGUCAUGGAAGGAAAAAAGAUGGCUCCAACUCGCUGAUGCAUCAUUAGUCACAGAUUGUUGUACAUUAGCGAUAAUGAGAUGCGUUAACAUUGCUCUGCUGUGUGUACAAGAGAACGCGGCUGAUAGGCCCACCACGUCAGAUGUCGUUGCUAUGCUAAGCAGUGAGAGUAUGAGCCUGCCCGAGCCUAAGCACCCUGCGUAUUUCCACGUGAGGGUGACAAAGGAAGAGGCGUCCCCAGGUGCUGAGCCAUGUAGCAUAAACGACGUGACUAUGACUACCCCGAGAGGUAGAUAGUAUUUUGGUUUUCUCCAGAUGAGGAACCUUGGUCGAGAUUUUAUUUGUAUGUAAAAACUCUGAGAUUUAGAGUUAACAAAACUUGCCUCCUGAAUGGCGUUCGCUUCUGCUAAAGUCAAGAAAGAGUACUCUAAAUUGCAAUGAGCUCUAUAUGCCAAAUCACCUAGUCAAUGAAAUCUGAGUCCCUGUAUUUUUAUUCAUCCUGUAUCUGUUUCCAUAUCAGUUGCAGAAACAUAAGCAGAAAAGUAGCAAAAUGACAAUGCUACUGAAUAUGUGACCCUUUAGCAAAGUUCCUUGUGUAUUAUCA
Molecule: messenger RNA, 2574 nt
Organism: Lolium perenne
Lineage: Eukaryota; Viridiplantae; Streptophyta; Magnoliopsida; Poales; Poaceae
Product: G-type lectin S-receptor-like serine/threonine-protein kinase At4g03230
Biological process (GO): protein phosphorylation
Cellular component (GO): plasma membrane
Molecular function (GO): protein serine/threonine kinase activity; ATP binding; receptor serine/threonine kinase binding
Source: RefSeq, a predicted model, not a curated record